This is a messenger RNA of Closterium sp. Naga37s-1, 567 nucleotides long. The record is from the annotation of a GenBank genome assembly. Lineage: Eukaryota; Viridiplantae; Streptophyta; Zygnematophyceae; Desmidiales; Closteriaceae.
AUGACUGGCGCCGUGCCUCGCGGCAUUCUGUCCGCAGCCAUAUCGUUACUCUUACUCGCAGCCGUUGCGUCUGCGCAGCAGAUCUGCCCGUUCACAGGCAAGCCCCCAACGAAGCCCGCGAAGCCGCUGUACCGAUGCGUGGCGGAGAGUGAGCUCGCGUGCUGCUCCGCGUGCGACGACUGGGUCACCGCGGCGACGGUGCUCGGACAGAACGGAACGAGAAUUCUGUCGACGCUCUUCUCUCCAGGCACCACAUUUGAAGCGCUGGACAAGUUCAAAGCCACGCCGUUUUGCGGGUUCCUCGCAGGCGGGAGCGACACGUGUCUGCAGCUGAUUGAGGGGCUAUACUGCGCCAUCAUGUGCGACGCGGGCGCGAGCAAGUACCUUUCCGUCGAGCUCGCGCCGUCGGGGAAGCUCGGGGACAGCAACGGCACGAUCCGCAUCUGCAACGACUUCUCCAACCGCAUUUACGACGCGUGCCAGUCGCUCAGCUUUCCUGGCGUCGCGCUCACCAUUGCGAGCCUCAUUAAGAACCCCGCGGUAUGUGCCGCAGCUACUGCCGAUUAA